AUGACAACAUCUUUUUCAUUUUCAACGCCUAUGGCAUCGUUAUCAGCAGGUGAACUCGAAAUCGAUCGCAAUGCAAGAGAUAAAAAUCUAUUGGAAUCAUCAAAUCAAACUUUAUUUUAUUCAUCAGAUGCAUCCGUUUCAAGAUUUCAGCAAGCAACAAGUCCAGUUAGCCUUCAACCAAUCACAACAGAUGCUCCAAACAUACAGUAUAAUAAUAACGAUUUGAAAAAUGAACAAGAGGAGCAUCUUCUUAGUUUACAUUACGAUUCAAAUCGAUUAAAACAAGAAAAACUACUAUUAUUUACUAAUAUGUUUCGACUCUUAAUUAUUUUUAUUGUUUCUCCAAUUUUUUAUUUUUUAGUUUAA
Messenger RNA from Rotaria socialis, 366 nucleotides. NCBI's taxonomy places the organism in Eukaryota, Metazoa, Rotifera, Eurotatoria, Philodinida, Philodinidae. The record is from the annotation of a GenBank genome assembly.